This is a messenger RNA of Lathyrus sativus (Indian pea), 1668 nucleotides long. NCBI's taxonomy places the organism in Eukaryota, Viridiplantae, Streptophyta, Magnoliopsida, Fabales, Fabaceae. The record is from the annotation of a GenBank genome assembly.
AUGGAUGGGCCUGGUGGAAUCAGGAAAAUCAGCUCUCACUGUUCGAUCUCUGAGAUGGACGACUUUGAUCUCUCUCGGUUGCUUGACAAGCCGAGGCUAAACAUAGAGAGACAGAGAUCAUUCGACGAGAGGUCCCUUAGUGAACUGUCUGUUGGUUUUGCAAGGGCGGGAUUGGAUAACUAUGACAAUUGCUCGCCUGGAGGAAGAUCUGGUUUUAAUACACCUGCUUCAUCUACUCGGAACUCGUUUGAGCCUCAUCCAAUGGUUGCCGAUGCUUGGGAAUCUCUUCGAAAAUCUUUAGUCUAUUUCAAAGGCCAACCUGUCGGCACAAUUGCAGCUGUGGAUCAUCAGUCUGAGGAAGUUCUAAAUUAUGACCAGGUUUUUGUUCGAGAUUUUGUUCCAAGUGCUCUAGCCUUUUUGAUGAAUGGUGAACCAGACAUAGUAAAGAACUUCUUAUUAAAGACACUGCAUCUUCAAGGGUGGGAAAAAAGAGUAGAUCGAUUUAAGCUUGGGGAAGGUGUGAUGCCAGCUAGUUUCAAAGUCCUUCAUGAUGCAGUUAGGAAAACAGAUACUCUUAUUGCAGAUUUUGGUGAAAGUGCAAUUGGAAGAGUAGCUCCUGUUGACUCUGGAUUCUGGUGGAUCAUUUUACUUCGUGCUUACACAAAAUCUACUGGGGAUUUAACUCUAUCUGAAUCCGAUAGUUGUCAAAAAGGAAUGAAACUUAUAUUGACUCUAUGCCUUUCAGAGGGGUUUGACACAUUCCCAACUUUGCUUUGUGCUGAUGGAUGCAGCAUGAUUGAUCGAAGAAUGGGUGUUUAUGGAUAUCCUAUAGAGAUUCAGGCACUUUUCUUCAUGGCAUUGAGAUGCGCUUUGUCAAUGCUCAAGCAAGAUACCGCUGAUGGAAAGGAAUGUGUAGAGCGUGUUGUGAAGCGCCUGCAUGCCCUAAGUUUUCACAUGAGAAGCUACUUUUGGCUUGACUUCCAGCAACUAAAUGACAUUUAUCGGUACAAGACAGAAGAGUACUCACAUACUGCAGUAAAUAAGUUUAAUGUUAUUCCGGAUUCAAUUCCAGAUUGGGUGUUUGACUUUAUGCCAACACGAGGUGGCUACUUUAUUGGAAAUGUCAGUCCGGCUCGAAUGGAUUUUCGAUGGUUUGCUCUAGGCAAUUGUGUUGCAAUUCUUUCUUCUUUAGCAACUCCAGAUCAGUCAAUGGCAAUCAUGGAUCUUAUUGAAGCUCGUUGGGAUGAGUUGGUCGGUGAAAUGCCACUAAAAAUUAGUUACCCUGCAAUAGAAAGUCAUGAGUGGCGAAUUGUUACCGGUUGUGAUCCCAAAAAUACCAGAUGGAGUUACCAUAAUGGAGGAUCUUGGCCAGUGCUCCUGUGGCUAGUAACAGCUGCUUGCAUCAAGACAGGGCGACCGCAAAUAGCAAGACGUGCAAUUGAACUUGCUGAGAGUCGUUUGCUGAAGGAUGGAUGGCCUGAAUAUUAUGAUGGUAAACUUGGAAGAUAUGUUGGCAAACAGGCAAGGAAAUACCAAACAUGGUCUAUUGCAGGUUAUCUGGUGGCCAAGAUGAUGCUGGAGGAUCCCUCACACUUGGGGAUGAUUUCCCUUGAAGAAGACAAGCAGAUGAAACCAGUGAUUAAAAGAUCAUCUUCUUGGACUUGCUAA